CGAUCGUUCGUUCGUUCGUUCGUUCGUUCGUUCGGCUAGUUUUAUUUUUUUCGUUGGAACCGUCGCGAGAGUACUCGACAUUACGCUAUGUGACGGGAUAUCGCGGGGCACCGCAGUGUGUACCCCGUCGCCUCUUUCUCUCUUUCUCCUCCCCCCUUACGUAUAUUGUUCCCCUCUCGGAUCGACUCUCCCGUCGACUCGCCUCGCCGACGUACCCCGGAUCCCUCGCCCUUUGCCGAGACCUACCCCACCUCUCCCUUCUGUCUCCUCUCCACUAUCCCUGUCUCUUUCUCGCUCUUGCUCUUUUGCUCUCUCUUUCUCUCUCCUACCCUCCCCCGACCCAUCUUGUCCCUGUCCCUCUAGUCGUCCCUUGUUCGUCGUUCUGUCGUGGAAAGAGAGAAAGACGGAUUACCUCGUGAACGCGCGUACACGGCGACGAGGGGACCACGAGGGCCCCGUGGAAAAGCGUGCUUGGCGAAAAAAUGGAGUGCCCGCACCUUGGCCAAAGCGUGCGACUCGGCAAUGACGACGUAGACGCGGGCGGCUGUGCUCUAAAGGAUCUGCCGUUCGUCUGCGCAGUGUGCGGCACCGAGAAGAGUCCCUGGCUCUGUCUGCACUGCGGAGCCGUGCACUGCGGACGGUACGUGGCGGGCCACGCGCUGCAGCACUACGAGACUAAUACUCAGCACUGCGUGUGCAUAGACUGUGAGAACCUGGCAGUAUUCUGUUACACCUGCGACGAGUACGUGGUGAACGACACCACGAGCGGGCAGAUCGAGAAGAUACGGCGCGUCACCUUCCGCAAGGACGAGCACAAGGAGAAUGAGACGAGCUGGAACACGUCGCCGUCCACGACGCCGUCGUCGAGGCGCGACGAUGUCGGCCACGACAACGACGACCCGGACGCUCUGUGGAAGGCGGAGGUGGUCGUGAGGAACCUGCGGCCGAGGACCGCGCGCAAAAGGCUACACGCCCUGGACGCCAGUAGCGCGGACAAUCGACCGGCGACCAAGCGGCGCAGCUCCAAGAGUACCAAAGAGAAGAAGGUCGUCGGUCUGAGGAACCUCGGUAACACCUGCUUCAUGAACGUGGUGCUGCAGUCCUUCAACAACAUCAGCCACUUCUGCGAGUACCUCACGCAGAUGCCGUGCUUGGAGGGCAUCGCGUUCGACGAGGCGUCGUUGGAGCCGCCCACGCACCGGGGUCGCAUCGUCACGCCCGGUCGCGCCAAGGAGAUGUCCAUGAGCGACGCCCUGCUGGCCGAGGAGCUGAGAAAGGUACUGCUGGGCCUGAGCCUGGGCGGCUCCAACGGCCAGGCCAUAUCGCCCGAGUGCCUGUUCCUCGCUAUCUGGAAGGUCGUGCCGAGAUUUCGGGGCUAUCAGCAGCAGGACGCUCAUGAGUUUCUCACCUACAUGCUCGACCGACUGCACACCGAGCUGCUUCAGCUACUGCCCAGACUCGGCCACGAGCCUCUGGGCUUGCGCGGCAAACAGAGCAUCGUCACCGCCGUUUUCGGAGGCACCCUUCUAAGCGUGGUCCACUGCAUGAACUGCCGUACAGACUCGAAGACGCACGAGCCCUUCCAGGAUCUCUCGUUGGACAUACCGGACAGAUUGCAGAGACGGACGAAGGAGCAGGAGGAGGUGUGCAGUCUAACUUACAGUCUGACGAGAUUCUUCAAGGUCGAGGAGCUGGCUGACAGCGAGCUCUACUUCUGCGACAAUUGCAUGGGCAAGCAGAGGUCCACUAAGAGGUUCUGGAUACACAGGCUGCCUAAUGUGUUGUGCCUUCACAUUAAAAGAUUUAGGUGGUGUAAUUCCUAUCGCUCGAAGGUGGACACGCAGGUGGACUUUCCGAUGGAGUCCCUCGACAUGUCCGCGUUCACCGUGCGCGGCAUGACCGGGACGAGAUUGGGCGCUCAGAAUAGUCACCUUUACGACUUGGCUGCCGUUAUCGUGCACCAUGGCUCUGGCGCUGGUACCGGCCACUACACUGCCUUCGCUGUGCACGACGGCCAGUGGUUCCACUUUAACGACAGCUCCGUGCGACCGGCGAGUACCGAAUCUGUCGCAAAGUGCAAGCCUUACAUUCUAUUCUACGUGCGGAAGGAGUUCUCCAUUCCACCCCCCUUGUGACGUCGUUUCGCCGACAAGAAGCCGCGUCCCGGCGGUGAGAACCUCGAUGAUGAAAACGACGAAGGAGACGAAGAUGAUGACGAUAACGACGAUAACGACGAUGAAGUGGAGCGAACGAAAGAGAAUUGAGCGUACCGCGUUCCUCGCGAACGAAUCUUGAUCGCGGGGCGGAGCGAGCAGACAAAUAGGCAGAGGAACGGAAAAAUAGCGAGAGAGAGAGAGAGAGAGAGAGAGAGAGAGAGAGAGAGAAAGAAAGAGAGAGAGAGCCAAGAGAUCGCACUUCGAGUGCCGCUUCGAGAUUGGAAGAGAAAGAUUCGUCCGCUUAUCGCCUAUAUUAUUCUGAUAAAUGAUUGCUCACCGUUGCCAAAUCGUACAAUCUCGUAGAAGCGUUAUUUGUGUCCGUGUUCGCUAUCGCGUUUCGAUGACUCGCGACGAGGACGACCUUUGAAACGCGAUUGGAGUAACCAGUCGAAGAUGUAAUUGCGCCGCGCGCAUAAAAUCGCUCGAACGCGUUCCUCCUCGUGCUUUAUUAGGUAAUUAAAAUCGGGCGGAUCCCGAAUGAGAGCUCGACGUUCGCGAAGAAAUAGCGGACUGACUCGUGUACCACGAGUGAGAAAGAAAGAGAGAGAGAGAGAGUAAGAGAGGUAGAGGGAGAUCGACUAAUACGGCGCCCGAGCGUGCGUGUAUCGCGUUACAGAUCAUUUCCAUAAUCUUAUCCACAACGUCUUUUCUUUGUAUCGGGGAUGCUCCGUGGCCUCUCCGUCCUGUCGUUCGCCGCGAGUCGAACGGUGUUUCCUCGUUUCAGACUUUUGCAUUUCUGUCGCAUUACCAGGCGAGCGUCGUGUGCGUGUGCGUGUGCGUGUGUGUGUGUGUGUCUCUACGGUGAAUGCGCGCUUCUCCUCGGUUCCCUUCGUUUCUCAAUCAGAGGUCACGGUUUCUCCCCUUCUCCAUCGACUUGGUUCUCUCGCGCAGGAAGGCAAGCGAGCAAAUUCUAUAUUUUUCUAGCUGAGUAGUCGCGCGCGGGAUGGACGACGCGGAAGUCACGCCGAUCGUUCGGUCGACGCGCUCGAGCUGGCCUCGCGCAUCGCGCCCGACGAAGAUGCGGACGAGGAGGCGAGAGUGUGUCGCACGGUGUAUGAUUGACGUCGAGCACGCAUGCGUAUCGUGUCAAUGUACGUAGCACGCAUGCGGUCGCACGAGUACGUGGAGGCGCGCGAUUGUAUGCGAAGCGUGUAUAUCGCGGCGGGCGAACCUUCCCUUCCUUUCUCGGAGACGGCGAAAAGGGGAGAGAGAGGGAGAGAGAGGGGGAGAAGAGCGAGAGAAAGGAAGAUAGGUAGAGAGGAGGAGAUUGCGCGAGAGAAAGAGAGAGAGAGAGAGAGAGAGAGAGCGCUCGAGGUGGAUCGCGGAAACGCAUUGCCUUUAGCGUCGAUUUUCUUUACGCUCUUACUCGGCGGCCGUCGACCGCCCUACCCCCUCUCCCCUUUCCUCCUCUCCUCUCUCUCCCCUCCCUGGCCCCCGCCCCACGCUGCCCCCCGAUCGAAUCGAUUAAAGCCCUCCUCGGUAGCGGAAUAACGUGUAAUCGCGUUCCUCGUGUAGUCCUAAAACGCGAAAACGACUGGUCUUCUCGGUAGAUAGAUCUUUUUCUAGGCUUAGCGCGCGCACGCGCGCAGCAUCGUUGUUUCGAAGGAGCUGGAAAGCGCAAGUACACACCGUAUAGGGCCGACAGCGUUACUUCUCAAACGACUCAAGCCACCCUUCAUCCUUCCUGCCCCUUCACUUCGCGCCACUUUACCUCCUCGCUCACCUCGUUCGUCGUACCAUGCGUCCACGUAUGCUCACGCACGCGAACACGUACACACACACACACACACACACACACACACACACAUACACAUACGCGCGCACGCGUGCGUUUGCACGCAUCACACGCAUGCAUGCAUGUAUGUAUACAUAUACACGUGAUCCUCCGAUCCUUCUCCCCCUGUCCCUCUCCACCGUCUGCCCCUCCUCCCGAUCCGAUUUUGGAUAAAAUGUAUUUGCAAAUAGCGAAUGACGAUUUGGAAUAUGUAUCUGUAAAUGUAUAAUCAAGUCUAUAUAUAUAUAUAAAAUAUACGUUAACUAUCGUGCGUACCGUAUAUUUUAUAUACGCUAAAAUCACUUAUAAAUAGUUACUCGUUAUUCGCGGAUAUACUUUACUCAACACUGCUCCGAAGACCCUUUUCCACCGCCAGUCCUGAAAGACUCGACGACUCUUAUGUGAUUAUUUAAAGACUUAUUUUUUCUAUAAUGAUAACGAUAAUAAUGAUAAUAAGUUAAUGCGUAGCGAAGAAACGUUUUAUUAAGGCGAUAACUGCGAUAAUGCGCAUCUUCGGCAAAGACUUACUCAAGUAUGAAACAUGACGGAAGUAAGCGUGCAAACAAUAUUAUUGAGAACAAGUGAAAUAUGUACGAACGGCGAAUAAAUAAAGAACAUGAAUCGA
This is a messenger RNA of Harpegnathos saltator (Jerdon's jumping ant), 4615 nucleotides long. Its product is annotated as ubiquitin carboxyl-terminal hydrolase 3. The transcript is spliced from 6 exons. Gene Ontology annotation, molecular function: cysteine-type deubiquitinase activity; zinc ion binding. The record is from RefSeq and is a predicted model, not a curated record. Gene Ontology annotation, biological process: protein deubiquitination. NCBI's taxonomy places the organism in Eukaryota, Metazoa, Arthropoda, Insecta, Hymenoptera, Formicidae. Bases 483 to 2135 code for a protein of 550 amino acids.